Messenger RNA from Mirounga angustirostris (Northern elephant seal), 4200 nucleotides. RefSeq names its product solute carrier family 25 member 21 (gene SLC25A21). Lineage: Eukaryota; Metazoa; Chordata; Mammalia; Carnivora; Phocidae. The coding region runs from base 59 to 976 and encodes 305 amino acids. Gene Ontology annotation, biological process: transmembrane transport. The transcript is spliced from 11 exons. The record is from RefSeq and is a predicted model, not a curated record.
UGAGGCCGGCGAGCUCGCCUACUCUUCUCGGCCCACUCGUCGUGCCCGGCUUGCGAAGAUGUCCGCCAAGCCCGACGCCGGCUUCGCGAAAGAGGCUUCUCGCCAGAUCCUGGCCGGUGGUUCCGCUGGUCUUGUAGAAAUUUGCCUGAUGCACCCCCUCGAUGUGGUGAAAACCAGGUUCCAGAUUCAGAGAUGUGCAACUGAUCCAAACAGUUACAAAAGCUUGGGAGACAGCUUUCGAACAAUUUUCCAAAUAGAAGGAUUGUUUGGUUUUUACAAGGGGAUUCUGCCACCAAUCUUGGCUGAAACACCAAAAAGAGCAGUGAAGUUUUUCACCUUUGAGCAGUACAAGAAAUUGCUAGGAUAUGUGUCACUGUCGCCAGCUUUGACGUUUGCCAUUGCUGGAUUAGGAUCUGGACUAACAGAAGCUAUCGUGGUUAACCCUUUUGAGGUAGUAAAAGUUGGCUUGCAAGCAAAUCGGAACAAAUUUACAGAGCAACCAUCCACGAUGAGUUAUGCAAGACAUAUCAUUAAGAAGGAAGGCUUGGGACUCCAGGGCCUCAACAAAGGAUUUACAGCAACUUUGGGACGUCACGGGGUUUUCAACAUGGUUUAUUUUGGCUUCUACUACAAUGUCAAAAACAUUAUUCCUGUCAAUAAGGAUCCAACCUUGGAGUUUUUGAGAAAAUUUGGGAUUGGUCUUCUCUCGGGCACAAUAGCCUCAGUCAUUAACAUCCCUUUUGAUGUUGCCAAAAGUAGGAUUCAAGGGCCUCAACCAGUUCCUGGAGAGAUCAAGUACAGAACCUGUUUUAAAACAAUGGCAACAGUCUACCAGGAAGAAGGGAUUUUAGCUUUGUACAAAGGCCUGCUUCCCAAGGUUAUGAGGCUUGGACCAGGCGUCCUGAGUUGCUGUGGUGGUAAAUACAAUGAAAAGCGUUGCGAGUGGACUGUCCAGGCUAAACAAAACUGUGAAUGACUGGAAAUCUGCUUCAGGGACCUGGCCUCCACUCGCAUGUGGUGCAGUGAUGCUGCUGGUUUAUGAAUACACCUAUUCCUGGCUUCAGGAGAACUGGUGAUUGCCUAGGAGAUAAUGAGAUCAUGGAUGUUUGCUCUACAACACCAUGAGGAGAGACUAGCAGCUCAGCUGAUAUGAUUAUAAAUUAUAAUUAUACACAUUCUAGAGGGGAGGGGGGUGGGAGGAUGAGUUAAAAAAAAUUAUAAUUAUACAAUUAUGUACAAUUAUUAAGGGGAAACAGUUUAUUCAAGAACAAAACCUAUUUUGAUACUUCAAAAAUUAUCUCUACACAAUUUGAGACUGUAGUUUUGUCUAUAUCCAUAAAUCUGUGCAAAGAAAAAUAGUUUGAAGUAAUGAGGUAUAUAAAUCGAACACAGAAAAUAGCAUAGAAAUCAGAUAUAUUUCAUAAAAGCUAUAUAAAUUUUGUGAUCUGUAUUCCUCUUACACUGCUUCAUGAAGAAAAUUCAUUGUAUCGAUAAUUAUUUUUCCCACGAGGUCAAGAAAUGCUUAGAGUAAUAAAUUAAGCCAAAAUUUGAACAGUUUUUAUAAGGAAUUAAAUUCUCCCAUAAAUAAUACUUAAAAGGCACAAGGAAAAGUACACUAAAAUGGCAUUUUUAAAAUGAUGAAUUUUAUGUUAAAAUUUAAAUCUGGUGGUGUUCUUUGAGUAAUAAUACAUUAUCACAGCUAUAUUUUCCCAAAGCUACUUUAUAUUUUGCACUGUUGUUUAAAGCAGGUCAUAUUUUUAAAUCCUGAUACGUGAAGUUUUUUAUGGCAAAUAGAACACAUGAAAUUUCCUUCACAUAAUUCCCUUUGAAAACAAUUUUUGUUGCUGAAAUAUUUUCAUAUUAAAACACAAAUUGGAACCACUCCUUGGGCCCAUUUGUGCUGUCUGUAUUUGCAUCCAGAUAUCUUUUUUUUUUUUAAUAAGAUUUUUUAUUUAUUUGCGAGAGAAUGAGAGACAACCAGUCUCUCAUUGGUCUCUCAUUAGCAUGAGAGGGAGGAGGGUCAGAGGGAGAAGCAGACUCCCUGCUGAGCAGGGAGCCCGAUGCGGGACUCGAUCCCGGGACCCCAGGAUCAUGACCUGAGCCGAAGGCAGUCGCUUAACCAACUGAGCCACCCAGGCGCCCACAUCCAGCUUUGUUCAGAACUCUUACCUCUGCCAUUCUUAAAAAAGAAUGUUUAGAGUAAAACUACAUUUCCAGGUUAUUAGUUUUAAGUGACAGCUUCAGGUGUGAAGUCAACUAUCCGUAGUGUUAAAAUAUGUACUAUGAAGGGGAAAAUGUUUCAAAAUAGAAGUACAUUCUUAGCAUUUCCAAGAAUUCCUGUACUAACAUGCACUCUAAGAAAUAUCUCCUUGGCACUGAUAUCACCAAACUUGAUUUUGUAUUUGCAUCCUGAAAUGAUGCUACUUCAGUAGCUAAAGUCAACAAAAAUAUCUGCCCGUUCUAGAUGACACCUGUUCUUAACUACUACUGAGGGCUAUUUGCACCAAGAGACUAGGUCACUAAAGCAUUUUGAAAAGAAAAAAUAAAAGAUAACAUGAUAAUUAUUACUUUUUAUUAAUUUAGAGCAUUUGAAGUAUAAAAAUAAAGGCUUUUUAACAUACUGUAUAUACAUACACAGCCUUCGGUUGUACAUCCUUUCCAACGUGUUUUUUAAUUUAUAUUUCAGCCCAAUAUUUCAUAAGAAGGUCAUUAAAAGUAGAAGAAAAAAAAACCCAAGAGAAAGAAGAAUGUGUCUGUUGUACAACUGCAUUCUAUCCUUGCAGGUAAUGCUCUUGCAUCCUGUGAGGGAGAGAAAUGCCCACAUAGAGGCCAUGAAAUUGAACCUUUAACCUCUCCCUGUGAAUGGGAUGGAAAAGGAUCUCUGAAGAGUGCAUUUGCCAGUUUAAAAACAACACUUUUACCCCCUAAGAAACAAAGGAAAUAUGUCAACAUUAGCCAAUAAUAAUAACGUUUAAAAAUCAAACAAUCCCAAUCCCGUACCCCAUCCCAUUUUCCUUCUCUAAUUUUUAAAAGUAGCUUUAAAUCAUAUUUUGCUUUGAAUAGCAAACUGUAUUUUAGCUUUCUGUUGUCUUUCUUAAGUUACGCCAUGUGAAUUCACUGUUGCUAAGACAAGACCUGGGGGAAAAAGAGAAGAAAAAAAAAUCUUGAUAUCAUUAACAUCAGAUUUUUAAAAAUACAAGAACCAGAAAAAAAUUAUAAAUAGCAUUAACAAGAGAUUUCUUAAUUUAGAUAAAGAUAAUAUUUCAUUGUGUUUCCGUACAAAUGAUUGGUAUUUUUUUUUAAAGACUCUUAGUAGCCAUCUAAAAACUAUCUGAUAAGGGAUAAUUCUAUACCUUAUGUCAGCUUUUCUGGACGGCAGGAGAGUCCCUGUAUGGUUAUGGUUUUAAAGUCUCCACCAAAAUAUUGGACUGGUAUCUUUGUUCCAUUCAGUUUAUAGUCUAUUUUCUCACCAGACUGGGAACUCCAGAUGUCAAUAGGAGUUUUAUAAGAUCAAAGGAAGACUAUGGCCCUGAGAGUUCAUCUGCUCCUUCUGCUUAUUCUUCUCCUGAAGUUAUAAUCCUCUGUUUGUAGCACUGAAUUUUGGUUGCUUUAGAAAUAAAUGCAGUUCAAAGCUCUCUCUAUAAGAUAUCUGUUGCUUGAAACAAGCAAUUCCUCGAAUAUAACUUACGUGUCAGAAAUCUGCUUACUGUUUAUACGCUAGUGAUCUGAAAGCCUUGCUCGUCUAGCCAUCUGAGUUUUAAGUGAAGCCAUGAAACCGAUGUGACGGAACUGGAUUGCUGUGUAGACUGUGCACAGCACAGAUAGGAAGAAAGCAGGAUCACCUCACGAAUGCAUCUUUAACAUCCACAUCUAGUGAUGUGCCCUUUUAGUUAUUGCACAGAAUUAAUACCAAAAAAAAAAACCCACAAUAUAUUAAUUUUCCAAUAGAUGAAUUGUACCAAUGUUUUUAAAAUGUAGUUUCAAGCCUACAUAUUGCCAAGCAGGAAGAACUUUCUAAAUAGAAGAGAAAAACUGUAGAAUUUUGCCCAAGAAAAGCAGUUGUUUUAAAAUACAACACAUAGCACAUGCUCACACACACACACGUAUACCCCACAGCGCUGCUAUUAACAUUAAAGUGAAAACCCCAUUGGUCUAGAAAGACUCAUCAGCUAAACUAUGUCCUGUAACUCCAGAAAUGAA